Molecule: messenger RNA, 1317 nt
Organism: Exophiala bonariae
Lineage: Eukaryota; Fungi; Ascomycota; Eurotiomycetes; Chaetothyriales; Herpotrichiellaceae
Exons: 3
Coding region: 1-1317 (438 amino acids)
Molecular function (GO): hydrolase activity, acting on carbon-nitrogen (but not peptide) bonds
Source: RefSeq, a predicted model, not a curated record
AUGUCAAGCCCAUAUACAAUUCACACGUCAACUCUAUUCGACCCAAAGAAGAAGGCAUUUUUGACAAAUAUUUCGGUGACCGUCGAUCCAAAGACGGGAUUAAUAGUCGAUGUAUAUGAAAGAACAGAGUCAGACUCUCUGAAAAAUGGUGCCGCUGAAGGUGAUGUCGAUCUGCGAGGCAAGGUGGUGAUGCCCGGUUUGGUGGAUGCUCACACUCAUAUUUUCCUUCAUUCCUACGACGAGCGCCCAUCUUUGAUCCAGAAGCGCGACGAAAGCAUUCCUGAGCGGAUUAUUCGUGCGACACACCACGUGCGUACAGCACUCCUUGCGGGAUGUACCACCUAUCGUGAUCUGAGUUCCGAGUCAAUGGGAGAGAUGGAUGCUCAGAUUCGAGACUGCAUCAACCGCGGCCUUAUCCCCGGGCCACGUCUUUUCGUUGCAACCCGAGCACUGGCCAGCACGGGUUCAUAUGAGAUGCGAACUGAGAACCACGCGAACGGGGUCUGCUAUCCACGAGGAGGCGAAGCAGUCGACGGCGUCGACGAGAUACGAACAGCUGUGAGACGACGCAUUGCCGCUGGCGCCGAUGUGAUCAAGUUCUUCGCCGACUACCGACGACGAAUCAUGCGCUACCCUCCUGCUCAGCAGCAUCCAUACAUCCCCAGUCCCACCCAUCCGCCGAAAGACCCCAAUCCAGACUAUCUCGUCUUCCACCAAGAAGAGAUCGACGCGCUCGUCAAGGAGGCCAAUCUCGCGGACGUGCCGGUCGUCUGCCACGCUGGGACGAUCGAGGGCGCCGAGAUGGCCAUCAGAGCUGGUGUCGUCUCUAUCGAGCACGCAUACUAUGCGAACGAGGCGCUCUUCAAGCAGAUGCGCGACAAAGGCACGAUCUUCGUCCCGACCCUGGCCAUCUGCGAGCGCGUCCACGCCAAACGCUUCAACGAGAUCAUGGAGCAGUCCAAAAUCGCGCAUAAGCUCGGCGUGCGCUUCGCCGUCGGUGGAGACACCGGCACCUACCCCCACGGCCAGUCAACGCGCGAGCUGGAACUUUUGCGCGAGGUCGGCCUGUCGUGGGAAGAAGUGCUCGAGGCGUGUACGGUGGGCGGUUGGGAGGCGUGUGGGGGCGACCGGAGUGGGAUGCGUUUCGGCUGGUUUGAGAAAGGCUGUCGUGCAGAUAUCAUUGCCGUCAAUGAGGAUCCUCGCGAGAAUCCUCGGGCGCUGAGGAGGGUGGAUUUUGUCAUGAAAGAUGGUGUGGUUUGGAAGCGGGAUGGCAAGGCCGUCGGCAUGGUCUCUGAUGACCAUCAAUGGGACAGGUAA